AUGGUUGCUGAGAACAAAGAGCUCGUUUGUAUGGAUGCUGAGAACAAGGAGCUCGUUUGUAUGGAUGCUGAGAACAAGGAGCUCAAACAUGGUAACACUAAGUCACAAGCGGAUUUAUUAAAUCUUAUUUUAUUGACAGCCGUUUGCUUUGCGCGGGAGCCUGAAUGUUCGAGGUUUCACUAUGAGGAAAAGUUGUUAGAAAAAGUGAUCAGAUCGGAAAUCAAGAUGGAAGCGUUCGGCGAUUCAUUGAAGGAGGCAACUAGCUCCAUGGAUGUACAAUCGCAGAAGAUUGCAGAACUAACAAACACAGUUCAAAAGCAUCAAGGAGAAAUUAAAUCACUGAAGACCGUACACGGAAUGACAAGUGGUUUAUAUACGAGAUGGGGUCGGCGGUCGUGCCCUGGAACCACAGAGCUGGUGUACGAAGGGUUUGCUGGCGGUGGAUAUUACACGCACGAAGGAUCGAGCAGUAAUUACAUUUGUCUGCCGCAGGACCCCAUAUUCGACAGCGAUGGGCGAAAAGCAGGUCAAGUUAACAAGGUAUACGGUGCUGAGUAUGAAACUGUUUCUGCAACAUUUCACACAAGUUUACAUGACGAAGACGUCCCAUGUGCCGUCUGCCGUGUUAUAGGAAGAAACGUUGUCAUGAUCCCAGCGAGGAAUGCCUGCUAUAGCGAAUGGCAUACGGAAUACUCUGGCUAUUUGAUGUCGCAGUACCAAACUCAUGCUGGGAACAAAGAACUCAUUUGCAUGGACGGAAACCCUGAAAAGGCGGAAGGAAGUGAUGGUGGUGAUCAAAAUGGUGCGCUGUUUUACUUUGUUCAAGCUGUCUGUGGCUCGUUAAAGUGUCCUCCAUAUAGCGCGAACAAGGCGUUAACCUGUGUGGUUUGUUCUAAAUAGAACAUUUCAAAACUUCCUUUAUUGCGCAAAUAAAGCGCCAUCAAUAAAAUAUUGCACGUUUGAAUCCUCAGCGAGGAUCGAUUAUUUGAAUACAAACUUAUAAACCUUUAUCAGCAAUUUGUGUUAUUGUUAAAAGUUUGGUUUGCUUGUACCGUUACUAUUAACAUGUAUGUGACUGCUUUAUAUGGAUAACUCGGAAUGUAAAAACAUAUGUAUAUACAUAAAGUAUAAAUGUACGUGAACGAUGUAUUCCUGGCGACCACAAAUUAUGUUGGUAGCAUUUGAAAGGUAUUUAUGUGUAAUAAAGGAAUAUUUAAAACUCUUAAAGAAGCAAUAUUACAAACGCUUUCGAUUUAAGGGAAAACACGCGUCCAAUUUAAAGUUAAAUAGCAGGAAUACGAACUGCAUUAACUUGUUCUAUAAUAAUUUAUGUUUUUUACAUAUUGUUUAUCAACAGUAAAUGAUGCCUUUUCAAUUGAUAUAAAAAAGAAAUGGGGUCAUCAGGCACACAACUUCAUGAUUUAACAUUUUCACGUCAUGCAUAUACCCAGAUGAAGUGGAGAACAAAACCAAGCCGGAACAUGAACCUGUACAAGUAGCGUAAGCAACCUUACUAUUGCGACGAGUAAUCGAUACAUACUAAAACUAAGUUUAACGAUACGCUCACAUGACAUUGAAAGGGAAAAUUUGUUAAGAACAAACUGUGAUUGUUUUUCAACUUCUAAUAGAUAUUAUCUUACGAAAUUAAAUCAAAACAGUAUAUAUGGUCGGCACAUAUGGUUGACAUAUGAAUUUUUGUCAGCUUGUACAAAAAGCUUUUUGCCCAAAUAACUCUGUUUUACA
This is a messenger RNA of Mya arenaria, 1743 nucleotides long. RefSeq lists its product as uncharacterized. Lineage: Eukaryota; Metazoa; Mollusca; Bivalvia; Myida; Myidae. The record is from RefSeq and is a predicted model, not a curated record. The coding region runs from base 1 to 900 and encodes 299 amino acids. The transcript is spliced from 3 exons.